UUGCAUAGAGAUUCAUAGAGAUAUAUUUUUAUUUUUUUUUUGCUGGGUGAUUAUCACUGAAGGGGACCAUGGUUAUGUUGAAGAUCUCUGCUUUCCUCGUUGCCUACGCCCUGGUCAUUUGCCAGAUGUACUGCUCACAAGCCGCCCCUGCCAGACCGGGUUUAGAGUCCAUGUCAGACCGAGUCACGCUCACUGACUACGAGGCGCGAAGGUUACUCAACGCCAUUGUCAAGGAGUUUGUGCAGAUGACGGCGGAGGAGCUGGAGCAGCAGGCAACUGAGGGAAACAGCGUUACAGCACAGAAGCGAGCCUGCAACACGGCAACCUGCGUGACUCACCGCCUGGCGGACUUCCUCAGCCGGUCGGGGGGAAUGGGCAACAGCAACUUUGUCCCCACCAACGUCGGCGCCAAGGCCUUCGGCAGGCGGAGGAGAAGCAUCCAGAUGUGAGCGCUCCAAAACCUUCAGGGAAACGAGGUUGAAACCUGACGAGAAAACAUCAGAAAAAAACCUGAGAACAAAAA
This is a messenger RNA of Stegastes partitus (bicolor damselfish), 523 nucleotides long. It is a transcript of the gene calca, whose product is annotated as calcitonin/calcitonin-related polypeptide, alpha. Gene Ontology annotation, cellular component: extracellular region. Gene Ontology annotation, biological process: adenylate cyclase-activating G protein-coupled receptor signaling pathway; regulation of cytosolic calcium ion concentration. NCBI's taxonomy places the organism in Eukaryota, Metazoa, Chordata, Actinopteri, Pomacentridae. Gene Ontology annotation, molecular function: calcitonin receptor binding; hormone activity. The transcript is spliced from 5 exons. The coding region runs from base 69 to 449 and encodes 126 amino acids. The record is from RefSeq and is a predicted model, not a curated record.